AUGCCCACGUCGCAACGCGACGGCCAUGCGCUGCCCUGCCUGAGGGAGCGGCUGCAGAAGCUGCAGGCAGAGAAGGCGGAGUGGGCAGAGGCGAGGAGCCGGUGGCAGACGGAGAAGCUGGUUUUGCAGCACCGGGUGGAGGAGCUGGUCGACGAGGUGGAGGAACAGCGGCAAAAUUACUUUGUGCCGCAGAGCGUGGUGCCCACACAGCAGCGGGCGGGGCGCUACGGCCCCCACGAUCUGCGGGGCCUGGCGCGCCUGCUGGGCGCCUGCGUCGGCGACCAGCCGCCGAGCGGUGUUCCCCGAGAGGAGGUCUUCAACGCCAUAGCCGCCUGUGUGCGCGAGAAGGAGAGGUACUCUUACGAUGACCAGGACUCGGCGCUGCUGCUGCUGAUCUUGUUGGCCGCCGAUGCUUGCACGUGGCUGAGCGCCAAGCAGCAGGACAGGAUCAACACAUGGCUGCGCGAUUGGGGGGGGCGUCUGAUUGACGCGCGAGUGAUGUACCAGGAGAGUUAG
This is a messenger RNA of Monoraphidium neglectum, 516 nucleotides long. RefSeq lists its product as hypothetical. Lineage: Eukaryota; Viridiplantae; Chlorophyta; Chlorophyceae; Sphaeropleales; Selenastraceae. The record is from RefSeq and is a predicted model, not a curated record. The transcript is spliced from 3 exons. Bases 1 to 516 code for a protein of 171 amino acids.